Molecule: messenger RNA, 762 nt
Organism: Penicillium canescens
Lineage: Eukaryota; Fungi; Ascomycota; Eurotiomycetes; Eurotiales; Aspergillaceae
Gene: gisB
Product: putative zinc knuckle nucleic acid binding protein
Exons: 6
Coding region: 1-762 (253 amino acids)
Biological process (GO): positive regulation of cytoplasmic translation
Cellular component (GO): cytoplasm
Molecular function (GO): single-stranded RNA binding; zinc ion binding; mRNA binding
Source: RefSeq, a predicted model, not a curated record
AUGAUGUUGUCUCGUCGCGCGUGCUACAAGUGUGGCACUAUUGGCCACUAUGCCGAGGUCUGCACUUCAACUGAGCGUCUCUGCUACAACUGCAAGCAGCCCGGCCACGAGUCUAGCGCCUGCCCUCUUCCCCGUACCACCGAGACCAAGCAGUGCUACAACUGCCAGGGCCUCGGUCACGUCCAGGCUGACUGCCCCACCCUCCGUCUGAAUGGCGCCAACGGCCGCUGCUACAACUGCGGCCAGCCCGGCCACCUUGCCCGCAACUGCCCCAGCCCCGCUGCUGCCGGUGCUGGUGCCAACGCCGGUCCCGCUGGUGGUGCCCCUACUGGUCCUGCUGGCCGUGGCGCCGGUGGCCCUCGCGGCGGUUUCCAGGGUAAUUUCCGUGGUGGCUUCAGCGGCUACCAACGCACCGCAACCUGCUACAAGUGCGGUGGCCCCAACCACUUCGCCCGUGACUGCCAGGCUCAGGCUAUGAAGUGCUACGCCUGCGGCAAGCUCGGCCACAUCUCGCGUGACUGUACAGCUCCCAACGGUGGCCCUCUCAGCUCCGCCGGUAAGGUCUGCUACAAGUGCUCCCAGGCUGGUCACAUCUCCCGCGACUGCCCUCUCAACGAGGGUGCCGCUAAGCCCGCUGCUGCUGAGGCUUCUCCUGAUGCUGUUGCCGCUGUUGCCCCUGUUGCCGCCCCUGUGCCCACUGCUGAGCCUGCUGCUGAAGCUGCCCCUGUUGUGGCUGCGGCUCCUACCACCGCUGUCGCAUAA